This is a messenger RNA of Prunus armeniaca (apricot), 519 nucleotides long. Lineage: Eukaryota; Viridiplantae; Streptophyta; Magnoliopsida; Rosales; Rosaceae. The record is from the annotation of a GenBank genome assembly.
AUGUCAAGGCGAUCUGCUACUUGUUUGAGAUGUUGUUUGGUGGUGUUUGCAGUAGUUUCAGCAUUGGGGGUAUGUGGUCCGGCCUUGUAUUGGAGGUUCAAGAAGAGUAUAAGGUUGGUGGAUUCUAAAACUUCUUGCCCUACCUGCAACUGUGAUUGCCCUCCUCCUUUGUCCCUUCUCAAGAUUGCACCUGGAUUGGCCAAUCUCUCAGUCACAGAUUGUGGAAGUAAUGACCCAGAUCUGAAGCAGGAAAUGGAGAAGCAGUUUGUGGACCUUUUAACAGAGGAAUUGAAGUUGCAAGAGGCUGUUGCUGCAGAGCACACCCGACACAUGAACAUCACAUUUGCUGAAGCAAAGAGGGUGGCUUCUCAGUACCAGAAAGAAGCAGAAAAGUGCAAUGCUGCAACAGAAACUUGUGAGGAGGCAAGAGAGCGUGCUCAGGCAUUGUUUAUCAAGGAGAGAAAGGUGACUUUGUUGUGGGAAAGACGAGCCCGUCAAAUGGGUUGGGAAGGGCUAUAG